Molecule: messenger RNA, 2055 nt
Organism: Xiphophorus hellerii (green swordtail)
Lineage: Eukaryota; Metazoa; Chordata; Actinopteri; Cyprinodontiformes; Poeciliidae
Gene: borcs5
Product: BLOC-1 related complex subunit 5
Exons: 4
Coding region: 264-857 (197 amino acids)
Biological process (GO): lysosome localization; organelle transport along microtubule; positive regulation of anterograde synaptic vesicle transport
Cellular component (GO): cytoplasmic side of lysosomal membrane; BORC complex; synaptic vesicle membrane
Source: RefSeq, a predicted model, not a curated record
CAUCAGGAGAAGUCUUGUUGUUUUUGACGAACGGAACAUAAAAGAUGGUAUUUUCUCCUCCACAUUUUAAUUAUAGAUCUUUAGUAAUUAAGAAACAGUUUGUUGCUGCCGCAGGACAGAUCUCAGCUGUUGAGACAUGAUGAAUCUGAUUUUGUAGUUCUUUAAAAUCCUAUCACGUUUUCAAGCUCUGGGUUGCUUGAAAAGACAACGACUGAUAUCUGGCUCUGAGUAGAAGGUGAAGUUUGCGUUCAGGUGUCGUUACCAUGGGAAACGAACAGAGUGGAGAUGCGGAACAUAAACACUCCGAUUACAGCACACCUGCGGUUCCAUCCCCGGCCAGACAGAAGGCAAAAAUGGAUGACAUCGUGGUUGUGGCUCAGGGGACUCAGUCGCUGAGAAAUAUCCACAACGACCCCGAUGUGAUCAAGCUCCAAGAGAUCCCCACGUUCCAGCCGCUUCUGAAAGGAGUGCUGAGCGGUCAGACGUCCCCAAGCACCGUCUGUCUGGAGAGGCUGGACCCGGCCCAGGUUCUGCAGCUCUGCAUCCGAUACCAAGACCACCUGCACCAGUGCGCUGAAGCCGUGGCUUUCGACCAGAACGCUCUCGUCAAGAGGAUCAAAGAGAUGGACUUGUCUGUGGAAGCCUUGUUCAGCAUAAUGCAGGAGCGCCAGAAGCGCUACGCCAAGUACGCCGAGCAGAUCCAGAAGGUCAACGAGAUGUCCAUGAUCCUGCGGCGCAUCCAGAUGGGGAUUGACCAGACGGUGCCGCUCAUGGAGCGUCUCAACAACAUGCUGCCGGAGAGCGAGCGGCUGGAGCCCUUCAGCAUGAGGUCAGAGGGCGAACCUGCCUCCAAGUAGCCCAAGCUGGACCCAAACCCAGCCACAGAACAGGUGGAUGAACAUGGACCGCUUUGACUCUGCCUGUUUUGGUGAAAAUAAUAACAAUGAGUAAGUAGCUUGUUUAGUCCUGCAUGUUUUCCCAACACGGGGAAGGAGCAGGGAAAAGUUUCACAUCUUCCUCUUGGAUGCAAACCAUGAAAAAAUCAUGGAGACACUUGCCAAAAAAAACCAAACAAUAACAGAAAACAAAAACACAGCUGCAGAACUAACAGAAGGCUUUUUUUUUUUUUUUUUUUGGAUCACUCGUCUCACUUUACAAAUCAUGGCUGAAAUCUGCCUUUUAGUUCCAGGUCUGGUGUUUUGUCCUGAGCGUCGUGAUCAAGACCCUUGUACUGGUGAGAAACUGAGAAUGUUCUAGAUGGACACGACCCACAAGUCAAAGAGUUAAUGUUUGCUUUGAGUUUUACUUGAAUGGUUUGGUUUGAAGUAUGUUGAAGUAGUAGCAAUGGAUUAAACCAGUGCUUUUAAAAAAUCUGGAGCUAAUUGCAAAAGAAAUGACUGACGAAGCUCUCAGUCCGUGACGUGUUUUAGGAUCUCGUAAAGAAAUCUCAGCCUUAUUAUUGUUUGCUGGCGAGUGACAGCUGGAUAGCCCUGCCUACCAACAGGAAGUGGGAGUUAAAGAACCAUCUGCUCUUUCCUUCAGGAAACCGAUCAAAUACAUUUCACUGCAUCUGAUUUGGAGUUUGAACCAGAAGUCUUUGCGAACACACAGCCAUGUUUAGAAGGAUGUUGGCUCCAGUUUUGGUGUCCAUAUUAAUAGUUGGUCUUAGACAUCAGCGGGUAAAAAUUGACGCACAGCGUGUUUAAUACGUCCGCUGGGACGUAGCUCCAUGUUGUUCCCCAAGAAUAGCGUCAUAAUUUUCAAAUACUUGAGUAUUGUGUAUGUACCUAAAAAUCCUUAAAUAUUAACACAGCUAAUCUGAUAGAGCCCUGUGAGAAUGGUUGCAAAAUCCGCAUUCAUAAAAAAAAUCUUUCGCCUCUUUCCACCUCCAAAAACAAGUGUGUCGCCCUGGGCUAGUGCCCUUGUAAAAAGCAGGUGGAGCAGCAGAAGAAGCACUAAUAACAGAGGAAUGGGUCAAAAAGGUGAAUUAAACAAGUUGUGAUACUGUAAAUAUUGACAUAAACCUGUUUUUUUAAUAAAAACCUGCAAAGUGAA